Messenger RNA from Mytilus trossulus (common blue mussel), 1188 nucleotides. Its product is annotated as acid-sensing ion channel 5-like. The record is from RefSeq and is a predicted model, not a curated record. NCBI's taxonomy places the organism in Eukaryota, Metazoa, Mollusca, Bivalvia, Mytilida, Mytilidae. The transcript has 7 exons. Bases 103 to 1188 code for a protein of 361 amino acids. Gene Ontology annotation, biological process: sodium ion transmembrane transport. Gene Ontology annotation, cellular component: plasma membrane. Gene Ontology annotation, molecular function: ligand-gated sodium channel activity.
ACAGGAUUUCAUGGUGUAAACAAACUUGUAAACGGCAAUAAAUUAAGAUGUUUGUUUUGGCUGUGCUCGUUUCUAGCAUGCGCUGUGUACCUGACUUAUGUGAUGAUUCAAGAAUUAGGAAAUUACUACAAUUACCCUACCUAUACAACACUUGAAGUGGAGAGACAUUCGGAAAUUGAAUUUCCUGCAGUAACUAUUUGUAAUUUAAAUUCAUUAAGCAAAUCAUUAGUCUUGAAUGAUUCUAGAGUUGAUAAUUACUAUUUAAGUAUUGGACCACGAGAGAUAUUUGGGCUGUACAACGAGUUCAAUUGGAGUGAUCCAUUUUAUGAACAAAACGGAUUUUUCAGCAACAGAACUGUGGAAGACAUCUUAUUGGAACAUAAAAAAUUACAUUAUGGUCUGUUUAAUUCCUUUAUGUUUGAUCAAACCUCCUACCUGGAUUCCGAAAAAUAUUUCUCUGUGGAGUUAAAACCGAACGGACCAUGCCUUACUUCGAAAAAAAACAAAAUAUUCAACACGUCAUAUACAGGGUCCGAAUACAACUUUGUAAUGUGGUUGGAUGUAGACCGUGAUAAUAGUUAUUUUGGCCAAUGGUUAGGAGAAGGGGUACAGUUCACAGUUCACGACAAUGAGGAAGAUCCCCACUUUCAAGGCUCCAGUGGAUACUAUAUUGAACCUGGCCACGAGUAUUACGGCGCGCUUAGGAAAUACACGUAUGAAUAUUUGUCAGAACCGUUUAGAGCGACACCAACAGAGUUCUGCAGAGAAUCUUUUGAAGAUGGAAAGAAGUAUUUAUCAACACAGUGUUGGAAGGAAUGCUAUGUCAGUUAUAUUUAUGGGGCCUGUAAAUGUAUUGAUUUUGAUUACAAAGAUUACCCCAUCUGUUCUAAGUAUGAUUAUUUCAAGUGUGCAAGACCAGCAAAAGGAGAAUUUUAUGGAAACUCUAAAAUGAAGACAGGUUGUCAUUGUCCGCCUGCAUGUUCUAGCACACGAUACGAAGUAACACUUUCUUCAUCCAUAUUUCCGUCGGACUUCUACAAUGAUUUUCUUCUAAAGGCAAUUAAUGAAUUUAAACAGGAUUAUUACAGAAAAAACCUAAUAGUCAUUCACAUCUACUUUGAUGAACUAAAAACAACAAUUGUAAAACAGCUACCUGUUUAUGGAUCAUCGGUGGAGAUAUUUGGUUAG